This is a messenger RNA of Teleopsis dalmanni, 899 nucleotides long. Its product is annotated as protein big brother. The coding region runs from base 129 to 764 and encodes 211 amino acids. The record is from RefSeq and is a predicted model, not a curated record. The transcript is spliced from 2 exons. Gene Ontology annotation, cellular component: nucleus; core-binding factor complex. Gene Ontology annotation, molecular function: sequence-specific DNA binding; transcription coactivator activity. NCBI's taxonomy places the organism in Eukaryota, Metazoa, Arthropoda, Insecta, Diptera, Diopsidae. Gene Ontology annotation, biological process: regulation of transcription by RNA polymerase II.
UGUGGAGGAAAAUUUUAUUCAAUGAAACACUCUAAAAAUACAACUCUGAAAAACCGCAAAAUUAGAACUAACUCAACUUAACAAUUCAGCGUGAUUGAAAGUGAUUCAUCGGUUGAUACUUAGAAAAAAUGAAUGAGGCUGCAGCUCUUGCUGGUAUGAUUCCUUACGAUACCAUUGGUUUGUAUGAACAACCAAAACCACGAUUUAUUUUUAAAAUGCCACGUGUGGUACCAGAUCAGAAAUCCAAGUUUGAGAGUGAUGAAUUAUUCCGCCGUUUAAGCCGCGAAAGUGAAAUUCGUUACACUGGCUAUCGUGAACGUGCACCUGAAGAACGGCAGAUACGUUUUCAAAAUGGUUGCCGUGAGGGACACACUGAGGUAUCAUUUGUUGCUUCUGGCACAAAUUUGCAGUUGGUGUUCAAUGCAAACCAAAAUCCUUAUAUACAAGACAAAGAAUGCGAUUUCGAUAAAGAGCAUGGUAAAGUACAUAUUAAGUCAUAUUUUAUUAUGAACGGUGUAUGUGUGCGUUUUCGUGGUUGGUUGGAUUUGGAGCGCUUAGAUGGCGUUGGUUGUUUAGAAUAUGAUGAACGGCGAGCCAUGCAUGAAGAUGCUAUUUUACGUGAUCAAAUUGAUCGUUACAAUCAACGUUUACGUGAGUUUGAGGAUUCGAAACGUGCUUAUCGCGAUAAUCGCACAGAUGAAAUGGAAGCAGUACGUCGUGGUGUGGCAUCUGGAGGCAUUGGACCUGGCGUAUGGCGACGUUAGAGAGCAGUUAUAGCAUAUAUUUAUUUAAUACUCAUAUAGUUUAAAAAAUUAUUUCAAUUUAACAAAAAUAUUUUUUAUGAUACCUACUAAAAACUUUUAAUUUUAAGUUCAAAGUUUUUAUCUUUUAAUAAAGAU